AGAAUGAGAGCUGGGGCAUCGGGAACUGGGUUGAACCUCGUGCAAUAAUUGUAGUACGCUCUUGUCUUAUCAGCUGUCAAACGAGAUACAACAAAAUCCCACCGUAAACAGAUCAGCUUCCAUUUGCUUACCAAACUCUAGGAAAUGAUGAAGGCCUCCUUCAAAGCUAGAUAUGAGCCGGACAAAGCGGCCGCCGCCGCUACCGUAUCCGUCAAUGCCGGAGACCUCAAAUUUCGCGCCUCCAUCACCGAUGCUACUGUCGUCAACGGCCCCAGCUUGAAUGGUUUGUCUUUAGCCGUCGAAAGACCCGGCUUCUUCGUCGUUGACUACAACGUCCCCAAGAAAGAUUUUAGGUUUCAAUUCAUGAAUACUGUUAGGGUGGCAGAGAAGUCAUUGAACUUGAGUUACACUCAUUUGAAAGGUGAUGCUAGGACAAUAUUGGAUGGGACGUUGGUGAUUGACUCGGCAAAUAAGGUUUCUGUGAAUCAUGUGCUCGACACUGGGAACACGAAGUUGAAGUAUUCUUAUUUACACGGAGGGUUGACAACGUUCGAGCCCAGCUAUGACUUGGCGAAGAAUACAUGGGAUUUUGCUGUUUCACGCAGGGUGUAUGGGGAUGAUGUGUUCAGGGCUACUUACCAGACAUCUAGCAAGAAUUUGGGGCUUGAGUGGUCGCGGAGUUCGAAGCUGAAUGGGUCGUUUAAGAUUUUAGCAUCCGUCAAUCUGGCAGACGAGCAAAAAAUGCCAAAAUUAUGUGCUGAAACAACCUGGGACUUUGAAAUGUGAUCUUCUUUCUUCAACGGCUGCAGUUGUUUCAAUCUGGUCAAAAAUCUUGUAUUCGAAAGAGUAUACUUUUAGUGUUGAUACUUAUACUGUUUGAUUUUGCAAUGAGCUAGCUGACAAUAUAUUGCUGACUUUUAGCCAUUGCAAUCUGUUGAAUUUAUCAUCAUCUCAUAUGCCAUUCAUAAAUUUCCUCUUACAA
Molecule: messenger RNA, 982 nt
Organism: Sesamum indicum (sesame)
Lineage: Eukaryota; Viridiplantae; Streptophyta; Magnoliopsida; Lamiales; Pedaliaceae
Product: outer envelope pore protein 24A, chloroplastic
Biological process (GO): regulation of monoatomic ion transmembrane transport
Molecular function (GO): voltage-gated monoatomic cation channel activity
Source: RefSeq, a predicted model, not a curated record